Messenger RNA from Sclerotinia sclerotiorum 1980 UF-70, 969 nucleotides. RefSeq lists its product as hypothetical. Lineage: Eukaryota; Fungi; Ascomycota; Leotiomycetes; Helotiales; Sclerotiniaceae. The coding region runs from base 1 to 969 and encodes 322 amino acids. Gene Ontology annotation, cellular component: SAGA complex. The record is from RefSeq and is a predicted model, not a curated record. The transcript has 2 exons.
AUGUCCUCCGCCUCUACCGCUGGUCGACGGCAAGCUCGCGGUGGAGCUCGUGCGGGUACACAUGAGAGAGGUGAAGAAGCAGCUUUGUGGACAGAGAUCACCCAAUCUCUAGCGAAGAUCAGAGCCGAAGAGAAAUCAUUCGAAGCUGAUAUUCCCGAUGCGAUCAUGAAUCGAGAAUCCAUCAUAGCCGAUCAAUUGAAUCAUGGAAUAAGCCCUGCUCUCGCCGCAAUAGAUGAGCUCAGCAAGUACAUUCGAGACGGCGUGAAGUUUUCCGAGUCUACAGCAGCGGCUAUACGACAGACUGUGGAAAAGAUCUCGAUCCUCUUGGCUUUAAUUAAAGGUAACGAAGCAGAACGAGGCUCCAAUUCACGGGAAUCGCAUGGAAGAUCUAGUGUGACCGACGAUGUGGGAUCUAUGGACUCCCCUGUACCUUCUCCAGCAGAGAACAAACAUGUUCGAAAGAUGGGAAAUGGCAGAACCAGCAGUUUACCCCCCAAGGGAAAAGACACCCCGAGAAAGUACGACAACGGGGAGCCUACGACGAGCACGAGCACGAGUAGCACAAAGAAAAUUGAAUUUUCCAAGGGACAGGAAGUGGCAUUCAGACCCAAACCCGAGUUCCCAACUACGGAGACGGAUUGGAUACAGGGAAAAGUUACAAAGGUUAUUGGGGAGGGCAAGAGCCGGCGAUACAAGGUUGAAGACGUCGCUCCUGACGAAGGGAAGCAACCUAAAGAUUUCCUCACCUCAGCAUCUUCCAUGUGUCCUAUUCCACCAGAUGACGCUAUCCUUGGCCCCUACGACGUUGGGAAGCGCGUCCUCGCUCUUUAUCCCGAGACAACGACAUUUUACCGAGCAGAAGUUAAAGCAAUGCUGGAUGAUGGUAAUAGAGUUAGAUUAAUCUUUGAUGGAGAUGAGGAUUCUACAAAGGAAGUUGAACGGCGAUUUGUUCUUGAUCAUUCGGGGUAA